AGUAGAGGAGAUAUUUCAGAAGAAAAAAAGAUGAGUGGAAUAUCGCAAGACUGGGAGCCGGUAGUAAUCAGGAAGAAGGCGCCUACCUCCGCCGCUCGCAAGGAUGAGAAAGCCGUUAACGCCGCCCGUCGCUCCGGCGCCGAGAUCGAAACCGUUAAGAAGUCUAAUGCAGGCUCAAACAGGGCUGCCUCUAGUAGUACAUCAUUGAACACUAGGAAACUUGAUGAAGACACUGAGAAUUUGUCUCAUGAAAAGGUACCAACUGAACUGAAGAAAGCUAUCAUGCAAGCACGACAAGACAAGAAGCUGACUCAGUCUCAACUUGCUCAAUUGAUAAAUGAGAAGCCACAGAUUAUCCAAGAAUAUGAGUCGGGAAAGGCAAUUCCAAACCAACAGAUAAUCUCAAAACUGGAGAGAGCUCUUGGAGCAAAACUUCGAGGAAAGAAAUAAAGUGUGAGCGCACAAGUGAGCCUUAUGGAUCGUCUCUGUCUGUUUGAAUCCAAAAUUUGGUCAUGUACACAAACUUUUCUGUAAUCAUCGCUAUGUUUUGCUUAUCGUUAUGCCUGGAUUCACUACUGUUUUCUUUGUUGACUUGGCUGUUUCUUCUGUGGAAAUUUUGAAGUUACUCUUUUACGGGACUUUUUUU
Messenger RNA from Solanum stenotomum, 646 nucleotides. Its product is annotated as multiprotein-bridging factor 1b. The transcript has 4 exons. Gene Ontology annotation, molecular function: DNA binding. NCBI's taxonomy places the organism in Eukaryota, Viridiplantae, Streptophyta, Magnoliopsida, Solanales, Solanaceae. The record is from RefSeq and is a predicted model, not a curated record. The coding region runs from base 31 to 450 and encodes 139 amino acids. Gene Ontology annotation, cellular component: nucleus.